Messenger RNA from Gastrolobium bilobum, 4101 nucleotides. RefSeq names its product systemin receptor SR160. Gene Ontology annotation, biological process: protein phosphorylation. Gene Ontology annotation, cellular component: plasma membrane. The transcript has a single exon. The record is from RefSeq and is a predicted model, not a curated record. The coding region runs from base 162 to 3746 and encodes 1194 amino acids. Gene Ontology annotation, molecular function: protein binding; protein kinase activity; ATP binding. Lineage: Eukaryota; Viridiplantae; Streptophyta; Magnoliopsida; Fabales; Fabaceae.
UGACUCUCUCUGUUUCCUCUCUAUGAACCAGAGCUCUCUCUCUCUCUAAUGGCAGAGCUCAUACCCUGAACACAGAUACAGCUUUUACUCAUAAACAGAGACACACACACACACACACACUUUCUCUUUCUUUCUCUCUCUGUCUCAGAACCUCACAAAAAAUGAAACCCCACUACAGCAACCAACGCCGCUCUCUCUUGCUUUUGCUCUUGUUCUUGUUCUCCUUCUCUCUCCACCCUUUACCAUCUUCUUCUUCUUCUACCAGAGACCCCACCCAGCAACUGUUAAACUUCAAAGCCACUCUUCCGAACCCAACCCUGCUCCAGAACUGGCUUCCGAACCAAAAUCCAUGUUCAUUCACCGGGAUUACCUGCAACCAAACCUAUCUCACUUCCAUAGACCUCACCUCCAUCCCACUCGGCACAAACCUCACCGUUAUCUCAACCUACCUUCUCACCCUCGACCACCUUCAAGUCCUCACCCUCAAAUCAACCAACCUCACCGGUUCCGGUGCCGUUGGCCACAGUUCCAAGAGUACCUCCUCAUUAACAACCAUAGAUCUAUCUCAGAACACCAUUUCUGGGUCCUUUUCCGAUUUGUCCUUCCUGGCCUCAUGCUCCAACCUCCAAUCUCUUAACCUCUCCAACAACCUUCUCGAAUUCGAUUCUCCACCUCGCUGGAAGCUUGGCCUCAAUAUUCAAGUCCUUGACCUCUCUUACAACAAGAUUUCCGGUCCCAACUUUCUCCCUUGGAUCCUCAACGUCACACCUGGGUUGAACUACUUGGCUCUCAAAGGGAACAAAAUCACCGGCGAAACCGACUUCUCCGGCUUCACCACUUUGCAGCAUUUGGACCUUUCCUCCAACAACUUCUCCGUCGCCAUUCCUUCCCUCGGCGAGUGUUCUUCCCUCGAGUAUCUCGACCUCUCUGCCAACAAGUACUUCGGCGACAUUGCUCGCACUCUAUCACCUUGCAAGAACCUCAUCUACCUCAACGCUUCCAACAACCAGUUCUCCGGUACGGUUCCGUCUCUCCCCUCCGGUUCCCUGCAGUUCCUCUACCUCGCCGGAAACCACUUCCAAGGCCAGAUUCCGGUGACCCUCGCCGAUCUCUGCUCCACUCUUGUCGAACUCGACCUAUCCUCCAACAACCUCACCGGCUACCUCCCCGGCCAGUUCGGCGCGUGUUCCUCGCUUCAAUCAUUAGACAUAUCGAGCAACCGGUUCGCCGGGUCGUUGCCGAUUGAUGUGUUGACGGAGAUGAGUAACCUGAGAGAGCUCGCCUUGUCGUUCAACGAGUUCGUUGGGGUUGUACCGGACUUGCUUUCGCAGCUUUCAAGUUUGGAGUUGUUGGAUCUGAGUUCUAACAACUUGAGCGGUUCAAUCCCUAUGUCGCUGUGUGAAAAUGGUGGGAACAAUUUGCAGGAACUGUACCUGCAGAAUAACCGUUUAACCGGUUAUAUUCCACCCACGCUCAGCAACUGUUCCAACCUCGUUGCCUUGGACUUAAGUUUCAACUUCCUGACGGGUACUAUCCCUGCAAGUUUAGGGUCCCUUUCGAAGCUUCGUGAUUUGAUCAUCUGGUUGAACCAGCUACACGGGGAGAUACCCCAAGAGCUUAUGUACAUCAAGACCCUUGAGAACUUGAUCCUUGACUUCAACGACUUAACUGGGAACAUUCCUUCUGGGCUAGUCAACUGCACCAACAUGAAUUGGAUCUCCCUUUCCAACAACAGGCUCAGCGGCCAGAUUCCGGCGUGGAUUGGGCAGCUUUCAAAUCUGGCUAUCCUCAAGCUCAGCAAUAACUCGUUCUCCGGCGGAAUCCCGCCGGAGCUCGGGGAUUGCCAUAGCUUGAUAUGGUUGGAUCUGAAUACUAAUUUGCUCACCGGGCCAAUCCCUCCCGAGUUGUUUAAACAAUCCGGGAAGAUUGCGGUUAAUUUCAUUAGUGGGAAGACUUAUGUAUACAUCAAGAAUGAUGGUAGUAAGGAGUGUCAUGGUGCUGGGAACUUGCUCGAGUUCGCCGGGAUUAGUCAGCAGCAGUUGAGCAGGAUUUCGACCCGGAACCCUUGCAAUUUCACUAGAGUUUAUGGAGGUAAGCUGCAGCCAACGUUUAACCAUAAUGGUUCUAUGAUCUUUUUGGAUAUUUCACACAACAUGUUGUCUGGGAGUAUUCCCAAGGAAAUUGGGGUAAUGUACUAUUUGUAUAUCUUGAAUUUGGGUCAUAAUAAUAUAUCUGGAAACAUUCCACAAGAGCUUGGGAAGAUGAUCAAUCUCAACAUACUUGAUCUCUCCUACAAUAGGCUCCAAGGCCAAAUUCCACAAACAUUGACGGGGCUUUCAUUGCUCACUGAGAUUGACUUGUCAAACAACUACCUGACCGGGAUGAUUCCGGAGUCCGGUCAAUUUGAUACUUUUCCAGCUGGCAGGUUCCAGAAUAACUCUGGUCUCUGUGGAGUUCCUCUGUUGAACUCGUGUGGGACACAGUCAGGAGCUAGUGCAAAUGCCAUAAAUCAGAAGUCUCAUAGGAGACAGGCAUCUCUUGCGUGGAGUGUGGCUAUGGGAUUGCUACUUUCGCUCUUCUGUGUCUUUUGUUUGAUUAUAACUGCCAUUGAGACGAGAAAGAGGAGGAAGAAGAAGGAAGCUUCCCUUGAUAUCUACAUUGAUGGUAAUUCUCAUUCCGGAACAGCCAAUGCCAGCUGGAAAUUGACCAGUGCCCGUGAAGCACUUAGCAUAAACCUUGCAACAUUUGAGAAGCCUCUAAGGAAGCUCACUUUUGCAGAUCUUCUUGAAGCUACCAAUGGCUUCCACAAUGACAGUCUUAUUGGUUCCGGCGGUUUUGGCGACGUGUACAAGGCUCAGUUGAAGGAUGGAAGUGUUGUGGCCAUCAAGAAACUCAUACAUGUCAGCGGACAAGGGGACAGGGAAUUCACUGCUGAAAUGGAAACAAUUGGGAAAAUCAAGCACAGGAACCUUGUUCCCCUUCUGGGCUAUUGCAAGGUUGGAGAAGAAAGGCUCUUGGUUUAUGAAUACAUGAAAUACGGGAGCCUAGAAGAUGUUCUGCAUGACCAGAAGAAAGCAGGGAUAAAGCUGAACUGGGCAGUGAGGAGGAAAAUUGCCAUUGGUGCUGCAAGGGGAUUGGCUUUCCUUCACCACAAUUGUAUCCCGCACAUCAUUCAUAGAGACAUGAAGUCAAGCAAUGUAUUGCUUGAUGAGAACCUAGAAGCCAGAGUCUCUGAUUUUGGAAUGGCUAGGCUUAUGAGUGCUAUGGAUACCCAUUUAAGUGUCAGCACACUAGCAGGCACCCCUGGCUAUGUUCCUCCCGAAUACUAUCAAAGCUUCAGAUGCUCCACUAAAGGUGAUGUUUAUAGUUAUGGUGUUGUUUUGCUGGAGCUGCUAACAGGGAAAAGGCCAACGGACUCGGCUGAUUUUGGUGAUAACAAUCUUGUGGGAUGGGUUAAACAACAUGCCAAACUGAAAAUAAGUGAUGUUUUUGACCCUGAGCUCAUGAAAGAAGACCCCACUCUGGAGAUUGAGCUUUUACAGCAUUUAAAGGUGGCUUGUGCUUGUUUGGAUGAUCGACAUUGGCGGCGUCCUACCAUGAUUCAAGUCAUGGCAAUGUUCAAGGAAAUCCAGGCGGGGUCCGGCAUGGAUUCUCAGUCUACCAUAGCCACCGAGGAUGAAGGUUUCAAUGCAGUUGAAAUGGUAGAGAUGAGCAUUAAAGAAGCCCCUGAAUUAAGCAAGAAUUAGGCGACAAAUUCCGGACACUUCAAGAGGUUCUUUGGGAAAAAGACAGGAGGAAAAGGAGGAGGAGAUGACGCAUCCAGCUCCCCUAAAGUUUUUGUCCUUCUUCUUUUGCUGGUUCAAAUUAUUUCAGAUAUAUAAGAGGAAACGGUUAAAAGGGGAUUGCUUACCUGGGUCUUUGAUGUAUGUAGUUCUUGUUAUUUUUAUACAUAAAAAAAAGUUGUUUAACUUGUAUAUAAACAGCUUCAGUUGUUACUACCUAUGUUUCCUAGAAAUUUCAAAGUACUUCUCAUUCAGAUAUAAUCUUGAAAAGAUUCUGUUUGAAUCUGCGACCCCAGUGAUGGUGACUAAGUGGAGGAUC